UGGAGAAGGAGCAGCAGCAGGCAGGCAGGCAGACACACAUGCAUCCGUCCAACUCGAGUGAGGAGGGCAGCUCUCAGUCACGCAUGUUCACACAUACCAUCACACAAUCAGCAGCAGCAGCAGCAUACACUGAACCUCGGUCGAUCAUUUCAGUGCGCAUACAAGCCCCGCAAAUCGCUUCGAUCAAUCAGCUCACACCCCUCGCAGCACCAACAUGGCCACCUCUGCAGCAACGGCAACCGCAACGGCAUCCUCGCCAGCAUCAGCAGCAGCAGCAGCAGGCGCUGCCGGUACCUCUGCCAACCCGCUCCAAGGUGGGGUGGUGCGCUCGGUGCUGAGCGGUGACACUGUGGUGGUGCGGCCGAAGGGCGUAGGUGUAGCUGUACCGAGCAGCGAGUCGCUAAUCCACAUUGCUGGCAUAGCAGCUCCUCGAAUGGGCAGUCGAGAGAGGGAGGAUGAGCCUCAGGCAUUCGCUUCCAGGGAAUAUCUGCGUCAACUCCUCGUCGGCAGGGAGAUCCGUUGGAGGCAGGAGUACACCGUUCCCGUCACGGGCGGCAACCCUCGCGUAUUCGCUCACGUCUUUUUACCCCCCGAAGCACCUGGAAAGCCGGACACCAACGUCUCCCACAAGGUCCUCGCGGCUGGUUAUGCAAAGGUGCACGAUAGCAAUACCAGGCGCAACACCAGCUCUACGCCCGAAGAGGAGGAGGAGGGAGGCUGGAAGUCCAUCCAGCGCAAAGUGCAAGAAGAGGCUCAAGCCAACGCGAAUGGGCUGUGGGGACCGGACGACCUCUUGCGCGUGGACUACAACAUGCCGGUGGACAGCGCGAGCUUUUUGGCAGAGUGGAAGGGCAAGGAGAUCGAUAGCGUGGUGGAGCAGGUGAGGGAUGGCAGCAUGAUCCGCGUGAGACUCUUUUUGGGUGCGCGUCAUCAUCAGAUCAUCAAUCUGAGCUUGGCUGGCGUCAAAGCUCCUCGCGUCACCGGAGGCGGUGGACCAGCUUCCAACAACGAUCCCAGCGAACCUUUUGGCGAGGAAUCCAAGUUCUUUGUCGAGUCGCGCUUGAUGCAGCGCAACGUCAAGAUUCAGCUACUCAGCAUGCCUGCACCCACCGCACCCACACCUUUUGCCGCCACCUCUUCCAGCGCUCCAGCUCAGCUGCAGACCGCAACGGUGCUCAUCGGUACAGCGCUACAUCCAGUCGGAGACAUUGCGCAAUUCUUGCUCUCCGCUGGUCUGGCCAGGGUGGUGGAUUGGCACAGCGGCAUGCUGCAAGGACGCAUCGAAGGGUACAGAAACGCCGAACGUUCAGCCAAGGAGAAGAGAGCGGGAAUGUGGAAGAAUUGGCAGCCAGCUUCGAGCCAAACGAAUGGUGCAGGCGCAGGUCACGCAGCUUCUGCAUCUUCCAACCCUUCGGCUGCGACGCUCCCGCGCAACUUUGACGCCGUCGUGACGCGCAUCGUCAGCGGAGAUACGGUCCAUGUCAAGCGCGACGAUGCCAAUGCGCAAGAGGAACGCAUCUACCUAUCGUCCAUUCGCCAGCCUCAGCCUAAAGAUGAGGCGCAGGCGGGCUACGCGCACGAGGCGCGCGAGUUUCUUCGAAAGCGUCUCAUCGGAAAGCCCGUCAGAGUCCAAAUCGACUACAUCAAGAGGGGAGACGGUCAAAAUGAGGAGCGUCGCUGCGCCACCAUCCUUACGACGACGGGAAGCAAAGAGACGAAAGGCGCAUCCGUCGGCGAGCUGCUGAUCCAGCGAGGAUUGGCCACCGUGAUGAGGCACCGCAGGGACGACGAGCAGCGAUCCCCAGAGUUUGACAAGCUGGUCUUGGCGGAGUCUGUCGCCGUUGCGGAAAAGAAGGGCAUGCACUCGGGCAAGAAGACCGAAGCUCCAAAGUACGUCGAUGCGUCGGAAAAUGCUGGCAAGGCCAACAGCUACCUCCUGGCGCUAAAGAGGGGAGCCAGACUGAACGCGAUCGUGGACUUUGUGGCUAGCGCAUCGAGAUUCAGGGUGCUCGUGCCUAGAGAAGGAGCGCGCAUCGUUCUGGUGCUAGCUGGCAUCAAGGCGCCGCGAACGGCUAGAGGACCUAGUGAGAAGGACGAAGCUUUUGGACGAGAGGCCUACGACUUGAGCACUAAGCUAGCCAAUCAGAGGGAUGUGGAGGUGUCAGUGGACAGCAUCGACAAGGCUGGAGGCUUUAUCGGAGCGCUGUACCUCAACAAGACCGACAAUCUCGCCGUUCUGCUCGUCCAGCAGGGACUGGCUAGCGUGCACGCUUAUUCUGCAGAGAAUUUGCCUUACGGCCCGCAACUGUUCGAAGCUGAGAAGAGGGCAAAAGCGAGCAAGCUGGGACUGUGGAAAGACUGGACUGGAGAGGCGGAAGAAGGCGCCUCUGCAAGCACCAAUGGAGUCCAUGGCUCCGCACCCACCCCCACCUCGUCCUCUGCUGGCUCUUUCAAAGGUUGGGGAGGAGCUGCUGCGGCACCCGUUCCGAGUGUCACGACGGCUCGAGACGAGUACGUGGAUGUGGUCAUCUCGGAUGUUCGGGGAGACGCGGGCAAAUCGCAGCCCUUUGCUUUUUCGGUGCAAGUGCUGGACAGCAACAUUCCGGCACUGGAGAGCAUGCAGAGGGCGCUGAACGCCGCUGCUCCAGCUCCUGCGCCUGCUGCCUUCGCACCGCGCUCGGGCGAACUGGUGCUAGCCAAGUUUUCGGGCGAUGGGGCGUGGUAUCGCGCGCAAGUGCUUCGUGCGCAUCCGGCAGCCAAGAAUGCAGAGACGGUCAUGAUAGACUACGGAUCGCUGGAUCUGGUACCUUUUGCCGACCUUCGACCGCUCGAUGCUGCAAAGUACGGCAAGGCCAAAUUGGCACCCAUGGCGCAGAAUGCGAGAUUGAGCUUUGUGAAAUUGUUCGAAGGUGCUCAGGCUAUCGGAAAGAGCGCAGAGGUGGACGAGUAUGCCCUCGAGGCGCUCGAUAGGUUCAGAGAGUACGAAGGAAGAAAGUUGAUCGCUAACAUCGACGUGAGAGAGACGGGCAAUAAUGCUUCUUUGCACCUUACACUGUAUGAUCCGGAGAGCGCGACGACCAGUCCGGAAGCUUGCAUCAAUGCUGAUCUGGUCCGAGAAGGCUGGGCAUUGCCAGACAAGAAGCUGGCCUACUGGAAGUCCAGACCGGCCAUGAUCAAAGCAGUGGAGGAUGCGUCUGCGGACGCUAGAAGGUUGCACAGAGGCAUCUUUGAGCUCGGAGACCCUACUGGCGACGACUAGACCUUCCUUCGCUUUGCCUCGAAGCUCCACACUCUCCGCGCCCCCUGCAUCCAUUUUUUUUUUACAAAGUGUUUGCCCAAAACCCCACCCCUCACUCUACGCAAACUCGUCAAAAUAAGGGCGCAGCUGCAUUCGCGCCGCAGCUGCAAGUCCACUUCAACACGCAUAAAGAACAAAAUGAUCUUGAAAUCUACACAACCAUCAAAGAGCAAAACGCAAUGCAUCUCAUCAGCACGCGAGCAUCUCCCGACUGCAUUCAAGAUUGGCGUGUGAUGCAACGUUCGAUGCGUGCGAUGUACGUGCGCGCGCAAACAUCUCGUCCUUGCCUGUGCUGAUUAUUCGCUCAAGUAGGUACUUUAGGGCAAGGGGGUCUUAAUGCCGGCCAUCGCCGGCGCCGGGCGACUUUGUCAAGGAG
Ceraceosorus guamensis is the source of this 3674-nucleotide messenger RNA. RefSeq lists its product as hypothetical. The transcript has 3 exons. The record is from RefSeq and is a predicted model, not a curated record. Gene Ontology annotation, cellular component: nucleus; cytosol; RISC complex. Gene Ontology annotation, molecular function: RNA binding; nuclease activity. Gene Ontology annotation, biological process: regulatory ncRNA-mediated gene silencing; mRNA catabolic process. Bases 215 to 3259 code for a protein of 1014 amino acids. NCBI's taxonomy places the organism in Eukaryota, Fungi, Basidiomycota, Exobasidiomycetes, Ceraceosorales, Ceraceosoraceae.